Messenger RNA from Mugil cephalus (flathead mullet), 1098 nucleotides. RefSeq lists its product as uncharacterized. Bases 93 to 902 code for a protein of 269 amino acids. Gene Ontology annotation, biological process: negative regulation of T cell proliferation; immune response; cellular response to lipopolysaccharide. The transcript has 3 exons. The record is from RefSeq and is a predicted model, not a curated record. NCBI's taxonomy places the organism in Eukaryota, Metazoa, Chordata, Actinopteri, Mugiliformes, Mugilidae. Gene Ontology annotation, cellular component: external side of plasma membrane.
GCUGCAGAGAUAAACACCAGCCUUAAGGAAACUAAGCUUCUUCUCUAUGUUUCAGUCCACUGCUUCUUCAUGGUACUUUUAUUAAAUAUAACAUGAGGAUGAUCAGGAUCAACUGCUCCGUGUCUCUGGUGACUUUCCUGUGGAUGAUGAUUCUUGUCAGAGCAGAUACUGACGUGUCCUGUGUUGUCGAGGAAAGCUGCAUGUUACCGUGUAGUUUCCAGGAAGACCCUGAAGUAGUUAUCAAGUGGACUAAGCUGACAGAAGGACUCCCUCGUGUUCACUCAUUUUCCAAGAAUCAAGACCAGCUUGGAGACCUGGUCCAGAACUUCAGAAACAGGACGUCACUGUUCAAGGAUCAGAUCUCCAGAGGAAACGCCUCACUGCUGCUGACAGGAGUCAAGUCUGAGGACUGGGGACAAUAUCAGUGUUACACCAGGAAAACCAGUGGAAUUCAGAGGUCAAUCAUCAACCUGAAUAUGAAAAAGAAAGAAAAAGAUACUGACGUGACCUGUUAUUUUUUAAUUGGAAACUGCAUGUUACCGUGUAGUUUCCAGGAAGACCCUGAAGUAUUCAUCAAGUGGACUAAGCUGACAGCAGGACUCCCUCGUGUUCAUUCAUUUUCCAACAACCAAGACCAGCUUGAAGACCAGGACCAGAACUUCAGAGGCAGGACGUCACUGUUCAAGGAUCAGAUCUCCAGAGGAGACGCCUCACUGCUGCUGACAGGACUCAAGGUUCAGGACCAGGGAAGAUAUGAGUGUUACACGAGGACAACCAGUGGAGUCAAGACGUCAAUCAUCAACCUGGAAACAGACGGUAUGAAAAACAAAAAAAAUCUAAAUCAGAUUUCAUUCACUCAAUACUAUCAGUUGGAUUUGUUGACAGAGGAACAGAUGAUUUAGAACAUGUUAGAGAUAAAAACAUGUUUUCACUGUUUAUUUUAAAUAUAAUGUAUGUGCUGUGUUGCAACAAUAACUGACAUAUUUGAAAGCACAAAAGUUAAAGUUAGGACCUCAUGAACUAAGACUGUCUGUUUAUUCUAAUAUUUGUAUGAUAAAAACUAUCUGGAGGCAUCCAGAGACAAUUCAAUGACCUGUU